Messenger RNA from Umbelopsis ramanniana AG, 4319 nucleotides. RefSeq lists its product as uncharacterized. Lineage: Eukaryota; Fungi; Mucoromycota; Umbelopsidomycetes; Umbelopsidales; Umbelopsidaceae. The transcript has 8 exons. Gene Ontology annotation, molecular function: ATP hydrolysis activity; ATP binding. The record is from RefSeq and is a predicted model, not a curated record. Bases 1064 to 4090 code for a protein of 1008 amino acids.
CUCAUAUGGAACUAAUGGGAGAAUACAACGGGCUCUAAAAUGCAAACUAUGACCAUAAUGUUUACUGCUAGCAAGUGAAGCCAAGAAUAUUUAAGGUCAAAGUUUAGCAGCUUCCAGUUACAGACAAGUUUCUUCUUAUUGCACUGCACGCUCACACCUCCCACAUUCAGCGGCUCUCUGUCACGCUGUGGCUCUUUCCCUUUCACUGACCGACUUUUUUAACAAACGAUGUAACUCUUACUUACAUUAAUAGCAUCAAAUUUUGCAUUCAACUGAUGUAAGAGGAUGGCCGAGACAUUGCAUGUGCAAGCCUUGCAACACAUGAAUUAAAGGAAUAGCUAUUCAAGAGGUGUCUGGGCUUGAGUACGACUUGCAGGUCAAUCCCGUUUUUAACUUUGCCGACGCUGCGCAUCAUGAAUGAUAAAUGAUACAGUAAGUGGAAAUAUAUAUUAUACUAGAGGACACUUGCUUUUCUUAAAUCGCUCCUUAUCAUACGAAAUACAUGUAUUAUACCUUCUGGAUACUUGUUUAGCGGUUCCUUUCCAUCUUAUCACUUUCUAGCUUUCUAGAAUUCGUACGCGUUAACUCGUUCCUGAUGCCUAUUCUAAAGGAUUGCCAACCUAGGGUACUCUUCUCUCAUGUAUGAGUUGCCAGCAGUUGAUAGCUCGUGUAGUUGUUAAGUCAAGUAUCUUCUUUUCAGUGGCUCCGCGUGUGUUUGCAUAGGUCACAAUUUAAAUAUCCAAUUCCCGUAGACUCUGCUCACCUUGGUAUUCAUGCUUCCCGGGAUCCCCUACAGUGAUUUUUUGGUUUCCUAAGAGUGCUUUGAUCCAAUAUGUUGGAGCUGUUCUGGGGAGCUUCUGCAUCAUUUUCCCAUGUCGUUCAGAUAAUUAAGCCUUUGUCUGGUAUGUCGUAAGAGCAUGUAUGCGGAUGGUGUAAGAUUAUGCUAUGGAAAUGUCAGAAAUAUCCCGAAUUUUGUACGAGACACGAGAAGUUUAGCCGCUGUAAAACGCGUACAUCUGAGUUUAAUAUUUGAAAAUCUUCAGGAGAUACUGCGUUUGUCUACAUGGCAGCAUUUCAAGAUCUCGACUGGUCGUGGCUCAAAGAAACUAGCCAGCGGCUCACAGAAUCCAGCUUUUCAGCUGUUAAGCAGCUAUUUGAACCGGGAUAUACUGAGAAUCUUCUGGGGAAAACCGUUACCGAUGCCAUUCGCGGUCUUGUUGGCAACGAAUAUUUGUCUACCGGCGCCUUUUUACUUAUAUGCGGCUCACUACUCGGCCCUUCACACACUGCUCUGUCCAACUUGCAAUCGCGUAUAUGGAACGCUGUGUCGGUUAGCGUAACAAUAGAAGAACGAGACGAAGUGUAUCAGGCUGUUGAAGAAUUCUUAGCAGAUAUAUCAAAACAUCACGAAUUCAAUAAUCUGCUUGCAACGACGAUCGUAGGGUCAAAUCUUCAGCAGCGUAAAAUACAAAGCGAUGGCCAAACUAGUUCAACUGUAAAGUAUACGCCAGGGUAUGGGAGCCAUAGUAUUCAUUUCAAGGGAAAGAAGAUCCGGAUUCGCAAAGACACCUUGGAACAACAUUCACCGUCCAAUGAGCCAUCGUUCCCUUUCCAGCGGGCGACACAUCAAAUUUCGAAUAAGACCAUUAGGCUAUGGACGUUAUCGAGAAGUCCAACUUGUCUCCAAGAACUUGUUGACACAGCCAUCAAAUCAUUUGAGAAAAGACAUGAUGGAAAGAUACGGAUCUAUCAAUACAUCAGCCCACACCACCGAUGGUCUUCGACAUAUUACAAGGAGAUACGGGAUUUAGAUUCGGUGGUUUUGCCAGUUGGGUUAAAAGAAGAUCUCAUAGCAGACAUAAAGCGUUUCUCCGCAUCCAGCAAAUUAUAUCAACACCAGAACAUUCCUUAUCGACGCACGUACCUAUUUGAAGGUCCUCCAGGAACAGGAAAAUCAUCGUUAGUACAGGCUUUGGUUACCUACUUUCGCAUGCAUAUAUGCACUAUCAACCUUUCCGACCCAACCUUAACGGAAGCAAACUUGAAUUCAAUGAUGAACACCAUCCCCCAAAACUCAGUGAUUUUGAUCGAAGAUGUCGAUGCUCUUGCCUCAAUGUCCAAGUACAUACGCAAUGGACUUAGCUGGCACAGUAUUUUGAAUUGCUUGGAUGGGGUAACAUCACAGGAAGGCACAAUUGUUUUCAUGGCUACAAAUUCAGUUGAACUUUUGGAUGCUGCGCUUCUGCGACCAGGAAGGGUUGACAGACGGAUACCAUUCAACUUAGCUGAUGACUUUCAGAUUCGGCAAAUGUUCAUGAACUUUUUUGGGCAGCGUCAAAUCAACCAGUCUACUGACGAUACUAGCACAGCCACCUAUGGAUCUAUUGCAAGCUUCUUAGGAAUGAAACGCAAAGUGUCAUCGAUAAGCGACGAAUCCAGCCAUAAGAUGCCAAAAUUUUCAAAAAAUGACCUCGAGUUUUACAGUAGAUGCUUCGCAAAUUAUAUUCGGCCAUACACCGUUUCACCGGCAGAAAUUCAAGCAUUCUUCCUCAGCUGCAGAGAUGAUGAUAUUGAAGUCAUUGCUCAUAAAGGAAACGAAUUUUUGGAGUUCAUCAAGUCAUUGCGCCCAUCUUUAUCAAAAUCUACCAACCAACCUCAUCCUGUUGAUCAGCUUGUGGUCGUCACUUCGCAAACAACCCCACUGCAUUUGAAUGUUCAAGAUGUAACGUCACCUUCUAUCCCGCGAGUAACACCAACACUACCUAUUUACCAACAAAAAGCAACAGAAGAAGAUUUUGACCCUUCUUCCGAGGAGUAUGAGCAAGAUGAGCUCUCACAGGAAGAUACUGACAGCCAUCGACAUGAUUCUGAAAGUGAAGAAGUGAUAGAAGAAGAAGCUCUUUCUAUGACUGAUGGAAGUGAUGAAAAUUCAGAGGAAGAAGAGCUGGCUACGGAAGAUGAGGAAACAGUUGAUGAAGAAGACGAAGAGCAAAUAGUAGAAAUGUCAAAAAGUACUGUGAAGGAACCAAGCGAUGACAACGAUGACCUUGAAAACGACGAGGAAAUAGAAAACAGAAGCGAACCUUGUGCCGAAGUCGAAGCCAACGUUAAUAUAACAGCUGAAACCGAUGUUCACGGCGAAAAAAUACUUGAAAUUACCCCUCACUUCGAAGUGGAAGUCAAAGCUACCGAUAUAUCUGAAGCUGAACCAGAGAAGCAAUCACUGACCACUGGACUUCCGACGGCAUCUGUUUCUGAGAGGAUACCACCACCGGACGAGACUGAUGUUAUUAAGGAACCUUUGGGUGAAUUAAAAGAAGUGGUGCUAGAUGGCAAUAAUACGUCCACCGAUAACCAAGAUGAUUCAGAAGGCAACAGAUCUGAUUCCGAACAAUCUGAGCUGGAUCUCACUCCUACUGGUAAACAAGUCGAGUGUAUGCCAUUUCCUUCUCCCAAGAAACAGGAAAAGGUAGUAGCGGAUGUGUUAAAGCACAAAAUGAGCCGGGGUCUGUCAUUUAUGGAAGCAACCGAUCUCAUUUUCAAGGAAGGUAUACAAGGGGUGGAGGCAGCCGUGAUAAAUCGCGUUUUAGGGGAGAAGUCUGUCACGCCGAUUAAAAGAGCUGUAAAUCGAAAACCAAGCUUUCAUGCCAAGCGAGCAAGCUACAAAUUCAACAGGCGCCUCAAAAGAGAACGAAGCAAGCAAAAGAUGAUUUCGGAUGAAAACGAAUGGCGGGAUGAAAAACCGGAUACAAAGCUUAAGCGAGAAGAGGAGAACACAUGUUUGGAGCCCGCAGUCAACAAAGAUUUGGCUGGUAAAGCGCGGAAAAAGGUCCACUACGAUAACGAUAGCCCUCUACGAAAGUUUGCUAGCUCCCAAAAGCACACAAGCUUACAUAAAGCCGCCAAUUUGCCUACUCGUUCUGGGAGAAAGUCAUUGGCGAAGAGUCCAAAACGUGCCACAGCCAAUACUGAUCCUGAAGAUAGUAGCGAAUACGACUCAGGUACCGAGCGAGCAAGAAAAGAGUUGGACGACUUUUUGCAGCGAAAGGCUAGUACUUGUAACAAAGGUGUCAAGGCGGAGAAGAAGUGAAGAGCUACAGUACCUUAUACGUAACUAAUAUCGUACCCAUUGGGGGGCACUCAUGCUUGACGUGAAUAUUGUCUCUUCAUUUUUUUUCUCAACUUUUUUGUUAAUAUCAAAUCUUUAAAUUAAUGCACAAACCGAUUUAAGAAACAUUGUAUAGGCUGCAAUUGCCUGGUACUUCCUUUUGCCAACGACAAUAUUCAGAAUUUCUCUUACUCUACAGCUAAAACUCGAC